Quercus lobata is the source of this 2134-nucleotide messenger RNA. RefSeq names its product WRKY transcription factor 6-like. The transcript is spliced from 6 exons. NCBI's taxonomy places the organism in Eukaryota, Viridiplantae, Streptophyta, Magnoliopsida, Fagales, Fagaceae. Gene Ontology annotation, molecular function: DNA-binding transcription factor activity; sequence-specific DNA binding. The coding region runs from base 186 to 1898 and encodes 570 amino acids. The record is from RefSeq and is a predicted model, not a curated record. Gene Ontology annotation, biological process: regulation of DNA-templated transcription.
UUACCUCACUAUAAUCACAUCUGUGUCAAUAUUCAAACUAUAAAGAUCACUCUCUACACACACACAUCUUGGUCUUAGUCCAAGCCCUUAUUGUUGCCGAGUCCAUUGCCCCUGUUAAAAAGAAAGGACUUCAAACUUAACGGCCGCACCUUCUCUUUUCUUCUCUCUCUACUUCCUUUUUAUUAAUGGCCAAAGGAGGAGGACUCACUAUAGAUCCUGAUUCAACUAGUUUCUUCAUUACCAACAAGCCAACUGUAUUAAACUCUUAUACAGAACCCAAUCAUACUAGUAGGUUCAAGAAUGAUAUCAUGGACAUCUCUACCAACCCAAUUCGUAACAGUGGUGAUGAAGAUGUUCCUUCUCCUGCAAGUGCCAAUUGGAAACCAGUACUAGUCAAUGAAAUGGACUUCUUUCCCGCCGACAGGAAUUGUUCUAAGGAAAGUCAUAGGGUUAAUAUCAAGAAAGAGAGUGCACAAGAUAUGGUGAUCCGCAGUUUGGGAAUUAAAACUGGUUUGAAUCUUACCACAAAUACUAGUAGCGAGAAGUCAAAUGAGGAUGAUAGAACAAACAACGCGAGUAACAAGAAAAGUUUUAAUGAGUUGAUAGCUCUGCAGGCUGAAUUGGACCGGAUGAGUGUGGAAAAUGAACGCCUAAAAGUUUUGCUUAGUCAGGUGAAAGAUAACUACAAUUCCUUGCAGAUUCAUUUUGCAACACUGAUGCAACACCAACAGACUCGAAAGGCCAAAACAGGAAUAGUUGAUGAGGUGAUUAAUGGAGAUAAAAGCAAUGGAGGAGGCCUAACAAGACAGUUUAUGGAUCUGCAUCGAGUUGAAAAAGAUGAGCCAUCACAUACUUCUUCUGAAGGUGGAUUGCGGGAUUGUUCUAGAUCACCUAUGAAAGACAAGGUUGAGUUAGAGUAUAAAAAACAAAAGAUUUGUAGUAGUAGUAGUGAGAUUAUUCAGUUGGAUCUGGAUAAGAGUGAUUCUCGGAAUGGUACUACAACAACUGGGAGAGAGGAUAGCCCAGACCAAGCAAUUCCAGGGUCGGUUCUUAACAAAGCCCCUAGAUUUACUACUUCAAGGGAUAAUGAUCAUCAACACUCAGAAACCUUGUCAAUGAUCAGAAAAGCACGUGUCUCAGUUCGAGCACGAUCAGAUGGAACUACGAUUAAUGACGGAUGCCAAUGGAGAAAGUAUGGGCAGAAGAUGGCAAAAGGAAAUCCAUGUCCUCGAGCUUAUUAUCGUUGCACCAUGGGAGCUAGUUGUCCUGUUCGCAAACAAGUACAAAGAUGUGCAGAAGACCGGUCGAUCCUUAUUACCACUUACGAAGGUAAUCACAACCAUCCACUCCCUCCGGCUGCCAUGGCAACGGCAUCCUAUACAUCAGCAGCUGCAUCAAUGCUACUCUCAGGAUCAAUGCCCAGUGCAGAUGCACUGAUGAAUUCAAACAUACUAGCAAGAACUGCACUUUCUAGCUCACCAAGUUUCGCAACACUUUCAGCUUCAGCUCCAUUUCCUACUGUUACAUUGGACCUCACUCAGCCUAAUAAUGUCUCACAGUUCCAGAGGGCAGUACAAGGCCAGUUUAACAUGUUUUCUCCAAGCUUGCCACAUUUCAUGUCUGGGCCACAAGUUUUCGGUCAAGCCCUUCAAAACCAAUCAAAAUAUGUGGGUCUUCAUAGCUCUCAAGGAAUAGAGCUUCCUCCCUUUGCAUCCAGCAAUCAGAUACAUACACCCUCAUUGAGUGAUGCAAUUGGCUCAGCAACAGCUGCCAUCACAGCAGACCCUAACUUCACUGCAGCUCUAGUAGCGGCCAUUACCUCUAUCAUUGGUAACGUUCAUUCAAACCACGGUGGUAACAGUACUCAGCCAACUACAAGAAACAACGACAACAAUUGAUGAAGCAUAUACUGUAGCUUCUUUUUAAUAAAACAGUUCACUGCAACCUUUCAAUUAGUUGAAGGAAAAAACAAAAAACAAAAAACAAAAAAAUUUAUCUCAAUUUCUUCUUCUUUUUUUUUUUUUUUUUUCAGGAUAAAAAUAAUAUUAGACCGUGUUCUCCUCUAGCUAUUAGCAAAUUGUGCACUUCUCUUUUGUUUUCAUUAAAUGUUAGGACACAUAUUAUGUCAACCACA